This is a messenger RNA of Marmota flaviventris (yellow-bellied marmot), 2262 nucleotides long. NCBI's taxonomy places the organism in Eukaryota, Metazoa, Chordata, Mammalia, Rodentia, Sciuridae. The record is from RefSeq and is a predicted model, not a curated record.
CUGCUACCCACCCCCACAGGCUGGGGGGCUGCUGGAGGGCUUGUGUCGGGAGCUCCUGGCCUAGGUACCUCAGGACAGUCUGUCCAUCCCCAUUUGGUUUCAGAAUCUGGAAGGAAGGUCUCAAGGCCACACCCCUCCAGAGCUGCCAGGCUCAUGCUCUUACCUCUGCAGCCCAGCUCAGCUCUGCCUGGCCCUUCCUUUCUCAUACUUCAUGUCUAGGUUUGUCAGUCCUCCAGGGCGUGCCGGGACCCCUAGAUGGCCCAGAGACUACUCAGGCUCCCCCCAUAGCAUGUCAUAUCCAGUGCUUUGUAGAGUCCUUGCUGCCUUGUGCUGCAUGAGGCACCUGCCAAUCAGACUGGUGUGGGAAACAUUCAACAACGCUUUGUUAUAGUUUAUGGUCCCAGGAUAUGAAAGUGCAGCUUUCUUCAAGGGCAAAGAUCUUCAUUGUUGAUUUUGAAGUUUCAUCAAUUCACAUGCCUUGAGGAAACAUUCCUGUUUUCACAGACCUAGGCUGCCCCCUCUUUGUAGGAAAGAGAGGCUCUGAAUGCCUCAUUGGGAAGGGCUCUGCAGUGUACUGUGGGGACCCAGAUCCAAUCCAGGAGCGUUGGGAGCUCAGUGUUAGAGGUUAAGCAUCAUGACAUCAUAACAUGGAAAUCUGAGCAUGUGUAGUGUUUAGGACAUUGUUUCAAUGAUGCCAUUGGAGGGAGGCUCUUGUAGCCCUUUUGGGGUGAGUGGUUUGGCCUGGGGGCAGCCUGGGCAGGCUCAUCUUGUCCUGCAGCCUGGAGGAGCACUGCAGUCUCAUUGUAUUAUUAAACGUUGCGAUCAGCGUUUGGAAGCAUUGUUACACUAAACUUGGAGGACUUGAAAAAGAAGUGGAGCUGUUUAAGUGUAUAAGGGCUGAAGAAGAUGCAGAGCAGUCUGAAACUGGUGGACUGUGUCAUCGAGGUCCAUGACGCCCGCAUCCCACUUUCAGGCCGCAACCCUCUGUUUCAGGAGACCCUUGGACUAAAGCCUCACUUGCUGGUCCUCAAUAAGAUGGACUUGGCAGACCUCACAGAGCAGCGGAAAAUUCAGCAGCACUUAGAAGGAGAAGGCCUAAAACAUGUCAUUUUUACAAACUGCAUAAAGGAUGAGAACAUCAAGCAGAUAAUCCCAAAGGUCAUAGAACUGGUUGGGAGCAGCUACCGCUACCACCGAUCAGAGAACCUGGACUACUGCAUCCUGGUGGUUGGUGUUCCCAACGUGGGCAAGUCCUCCCUCAUCAACUCCCUGAGGAGACAGCACCUCAGGACAGGAAAAGCUGCCAGGGUGGGUGGUGAGCCUGGGAUCACCAGAGCUGUGAUGUCCAGAGUCCAGGUGUGUGAACGGCCUCUGAUAUUCCUGAUGGACACCCCUGGGGUGCUAGCUCCUCAGAUUGGAAGUGUGGAGACGGGCCUGAAGCUGGCCCUGUGUGGAACCGUGCUGGACCACCUGGUCGGGGAGGAGACCAUGGCCGACUACCUCCUCUACACUCUUAACCGACACCAGCUGUUUGGGUACGUGCAGCACUAUGGCCUGGACGGCGCCUCUGACGACAUUGAGCAUGUGCUGAAGAGAGUGGCCUUGCGGCUGCGGAAGACCCGGAAGGUGAAAGUGCUUACAGGCACCGGGGAUGUGAAUGUCGUCCAGCCCAACUACUCUGCGGCAGCCCACGACUUCCUCCGGACCUUCCGCAGUGGGCUGUUUGGCCCAGUGAUGCUGGACCGUGAUGUUCUGCAGGACUGCCCCCCUGCCGACACAGACUCGGCGCCUACUGCGUGGCAGAUGGCUUCCCGGACCUCAUGUGGACAGAGCGUUUGAGGCUUACAACUUCCCACUUUUUUCCAGAAGCAACCACGCUGGUCCCUUUGAUUCAGGGCCCCACUUUCCCACUCACUGUGGCCUGGCCAGCCCGAUGGAGCAGGCCUGCGUGACUGGCCUGGUGAGGCGGUUCCUGUUUAGUGUCUCUAGGGAGAGGCUAAUGCUGUCUCGAGGAGCUAAAACUGUAAUCUGUAAUGUUUGGAGUUCUGGAUGAAAAGAUCUCUCUCUUCUGGCUCUUUCAUUGCACACCCAUGCUACCUUGGGCCCACAUAUUGAAGUCCCUCUCACCAGUGAAAGCUGGAACAGGCAAGUCAGGAAUGGGGCUCUCGAUGUCCUAUGGCCCUGCAGUGACCAAGAGUCUUAUUCCCAGUGCAGGGGUUUAUUUUGGUUAACUUUGUUAUUAAAUGAAUACAUAAACAUGGA